Messenger RNA from Aricia agestis (brown argus), 2319 nucleotides. RefSeq lists its product as uncharacterized. Gene Ontology annotation, molecular function: chromatin binding; protein binding. The record is from RefSeq and is a predicted model, not a curated record. Lineage: Eukaryota; Metazoa; Arthropoda; Insecta; Lepidoptera; Lycaenidae. Gene Ontology annotation, cellular component: cohesin complex; synaptonemal complex. The transcript is spliced from 19 exons. Gene Ontology annotation, biological process: mitotic sister chromatid cohesion; synaptonemal complex assembly; replication-born double-strand break repair via sister chromatid exchange. Bases 78 to 2240 code for a protein of 720 amino acids.
UUCGUACCUACGGGCUAACAAGUUUUUCUUGAGAGAAAAUAAUAUUUUUGCAUUGUAAUAUUUAGAAAACUGUAAAUAUGUUUUUUCCAGCGGAGUCGUUACGUAGAGGAGGUAGAUUUUAUUUGUGCUGGGUAGCAGAUUCAUGGCCAUUGCGAUUUGCAACACUAACACACAGGCAACUAUGGUCCCAAGAUAUUCGGCGUAUUUGUGAAGACUUAUUGGAAGUCAUAAAAAAUGAGUCUGGACGACCGACAAACAGAUUUUCCCUCCGUCUGAGUUCUCAAUUGCUGAGAGGAGUUGUGCGCCUUUACCAAAGAAAAGUUUCUGUGUUUAUGGGAGAAUUAUGCAUGAUUGAUGCUCGUGUUAUGAAAGUAACAAAUAAAAAAUGGGCGAGUGAGGAUGAUGAACCAGCAACUGUACAAAGAAGACCCCAACUUGCUCCACUGGUCAUUGAAGAGGUACCAGAUGAAGAAAGAGUUGCAGAAAGGAUAGAGAAUAGUGGCAAUGUGGUGGCAAAUAUUGAGGACAUAACAUUGAGAGAACCAACAUUACCUCAAAAUCAGAUACUUUUAGAUGACGGUUUUGGAGAGAUGCAAGUGCAGGAGCAAGUAAUGGAGGUGAUGCGAGCGGGGGACCACAGGGAACAGCUCAGUGCUCUGUCAAUAUCUGUAAAUGAGACCGCUCGCUCCAGGCUCGAGGUGUCUACGUUUAGACCCGUUAUGGAGGGAGUGUCUGAACAUGAUAUAUCAGCGUUCAAGAAGUCAAUGGGAGAGUCACAAUUACCAGCUGCAGAUUUUGAGAAAGAAAUUCCUGACAUGCCUGAAAUCCAUCCCGACUUACCAGCUCCUGUGAUAGAUAAUGGUAAGGGCCCAGACAUAGAAAUAGCCCAGCCACAGGAACAAGCUCAGAAAGAAGGUUCAAGUGAAAGGAGAAGAGAGGAAGAAGAAUUUGUACUAGAAGAAUUGCAAGACGUCGCCGGCCUCGCUCCGAAAAGACGCCGCAAGAACAAACUGAUUGUGGACAAAACCAUCAAGCUGCCCUCACAGUUCAUGGCCUCGAGAAUAGAAAAUAUCAACGUUGAACUACGUUGUGAGAGCAGCUCAGCGGACGUAAUAAGCAAGCUAGUACCGGCGGCGAUACUGCUAGGGCGGCCGGCGCACGCGGGACACAAGCUGCACUCUACACUCGGCUACGCAAUCACGAGAGCGUUCAUCAGACGCUGCGACGCCCCUGACCAUUUAGCCGACGAUAGAGAAAUGGAGAAAGCUCUAACUGCUCGACAAAGGCGUGCGUCUAUACGAGCCUCUCAGAAACAAGCCAGAGAACCUGUCGAGGUAAUGCCGGAUUUGCGACCGGUACAACAGGAGCUACUUCCGGAAGUUAGCAAUAUACCCAUGGACGUUAGCAAUGUACCCGCCAACGUUAGCAUUAUGCCCGACGUGGAUAUUUCAUUCCUACCCACGCAGAUAGUGGUUACGUCGCCACAAAAACGACCUAGCCAACUUGAAAAGUCGCCUAAAAGAAAGCGUCACAGUGGCUAUAUUACAUUCCGGCUUAGUAAACAACUUGAAGAAAUCGCACGAGAGGCCAACGAUAAAGAAAAUGUGCCUCAAAAUUAUCCGGCCCCAGUUGAUAUUAUCAUGGGUGCCAACGGCAAAGAAAAUGUGUCUCAAAACCAUCAAGUCAUGGAAAUUGUAAGAGAUGCCCACGAUAAAGAAAAUUUUCCUGAAAAUUAUCAAGCAGUAGUAGAUAACAUGGGCUUAAAUAAAGAGAAUGUGCCAGACAAUCAGCAAAAUGCGAACCAACUCACACAAAUGUUAUACGCGGAGGGCCUCGCUGAUGACAAAAGAACUGCGGAGGGAGAAAGGCGCAGACUAAGCGAAAGCUCAGAAACGCCUUUAGGAAGUUUAGAUAGAACCAAAGUAUCCCUCGGUGACUCUGAGAAAACUACCGACUCGAAAAGAUUUAUACGCGACGAGUGGGGCACACAGGGGACGAUGCACAAGAUUUACGCGGCGGUGAAGGCGCGUCGCGCGCACUUGUCUGACGCCGCGGUCCGCGUGGAGUCGCUCGUCGCGAGCGGCCCUGUGCUCGCCGGACAUCAACGUGUUAUCGCCGCUCGCUGCUUCACCUCCAUACUCAAACUCAAACAGCAUGGAUUUAUAAGAGUUCAUAAAGACCCAGAAACAAAUGAAAUACUCGAUAUAGAGCUUGGUAGCAAAAUUAUUGAACGCAAGUAACAAAACAGUUUUAGUCAUUAACAAUAAUUAGUCGUUAUGAUGUACUGUUUAGUUUAUAAUUAAUUUGUUUUGUUUUUUU